AUGCGCGGGGGCACCGGUCGGGCUCUGCCGCUGCUGCUGCUGCUGCUGUUGCUGGCGGCCGCGGCGGGGCCGGGAGGCGGGGAGGAGGCGAUUCAGUGCCCGCCGUGCUCGGAGGAGCGGCUGGCUCGCUGCAAAGCACCGCAGGGCUGCGCGGAGCUGGUGCGGGAACCGGGCUGCGGCUGCUGCGCGACCUGCGCCCUCGGCCGCGGCACCGCCUGCGGGGUCUACACCGCCCGCUGCGGGGCCGGCCUGCGCUGCUACCCCCCCCGCGGCGUGCCGCGGCCCCUCCACACUCUCAUGCACGGCCAGGGCGUCUGCACCGACCUGGCCGACGUCGAGGCCAUCCAGGAGAGCCUCCACCCACCAGAAAAGGAGGAGAUCGACCACCCCAACAACAGCUUCAGCCCCUGCAGCAUCCACGAUCGCAAGUGCCUGCAGAAGCAGCAGGCGAAGAGAGUCAGCAACGGCAACAAGAUGCGCAGCAGCGGCAGCCCCCAGCACCGCGAGGAGGCGCGGCCCAUCGCACAGGGCUCGUGCCAGAGCGAGCUGCACCGGGCACUGGAGAGGUUGGCAGCCUCCCAGACCCGCACCCAUGAGGACCUCUAUGUCAUCCCCAUCCCCAACUGCGACCGCAACGGCAACUUCCACCCCAAGCAGUGUCACCCAGCGCUGGACGGGCAGCGGGGCAAGUGCUGGUGCGUGGACCGCAAGACAGGCGUGAAGCUGCCAGGCCUCCUGGAGCUGAAGGGGGACCUGGACUGUCACCAGCUGGCAGACAGCAUGUGA
Indicator indicator is the source of this 786-nucleotide messenger RNA. It is a transcript of the gene IGFBP4, whose product is annotated as insulin like growth factor binding protein 4. NCBI's taxonomy places the organism in Eukaryota, Metazoa, Chordata, Aves, Piciformes, Indicatoridae. Gene Ontology annotation, molecular function: insulin-like growth factor II binding; insulin-like growth factor I binding. Gene Ontology annotation, cellular component: extracellular region. Gene Ontology annotation, biological process: regulation of insulin-like growth factor receptor signaling pathway. The coding region runs from base 1 to 786 and encodes 261 amino acids. The record is from RefSeq and is a predicted model, not a curated record. The transcript has 4 exons.